This is a messenger RNA of Populus nigra (black poplar), 1548 nucleotides long. RefSeq lists its product as uncharacterized. The coding region runs from base 1 to 1548 and encodes 515 amino acids. Lineage: Eukaryota; Viridiplantae; Streptophyta; Magnoliopsida; Malpighiales; Salicaceae. The record is from RefSeq and is a predicted model, not a curated record. The transcript has 4 exons. Gene Ontology annotation, molecular function: protein dimerization activity.
AUGAAAGUAAGAAGACAUAUUGAUAAAGUGUUGAAUGCACAAACUGUUGAAGAAGUUCAGAAAAAUCGGUUGAGACUUAUGACAACAAUUGAAAGUGUUCGAUGGCUUAGCUUACAAGCAUGUGCAUUUAGAGGUCAUGAUGAAUCUUUAGCUUCUAAUAAUCGAGGUAAUUUUUUGGAGAUGAUAAGACUUAUGGGGAGACUGAAUGUUGACAUUGAUGAUGUUGUCUUAGAAAAAGCUCCGAAAAAUGCAAAGUAUACCUCGCCAACUAUUCAAAAAGAGAUUUUGCAUAUUCUUGCGAACAAAGUGAGGAAAAAGAUUUGUGAAGAAGUUAGAGAUGCAAAGUUUUGUAUUUUGGUUGACGAAGCCAAAGAUGCAUCAAAUAAAGAACAAAUGGCUAUUGUUUUGAGAUUUGUUGACAUUCAGGGUUUUGUACGAGAGCGUUUUUUUAGUAUUGUGCAUGUUUUAGAUACUACUUCUUCAACACUUAAAAAAGAAAUUUGUGAUGUGCUCGCUCGAUAUAACUUGCAUAUUUUCAAUAUGCGAGGUCAAGGGUAUGAUGGUGCUAGCAAUAUGCGUGGCGCAUGGAAUGGACUACAAGCUCUAUUUCUCAGAGAUUGUCCUUAUACAUAUUAUGCUAUAGAAAUUGCACAUAUGGUAGCUACUGGAGAACGUAAGACUGGUAGAGGGGCUAAUCAAAUUGAUAAUUUACAUCGAAGUGGAACUACUCGCUGGAGCUCUCAUUUUGAUUCUAUUUGCAGCUUAAUAGAUAUGUAUGGUGUAACUAUUACUGUGCUUGAAAGUAUUGUUCAAGAAGGAUCUUCUAAUUCUAUACGUGGAGAAGCUGGUGGUUGUUUGAUUCAAAAAUCUCUUGACAUCUUAAAUGCAAUGGAUCUUGUAUCAACUACUAAAGCAUUGCUUCAAACUUUAAGAGAUGCCGGAUUUGAUCUUCUCCUUGCAAAUGUGCAAUUUUUUUGCACAAAAUAUGAGAUUGACAUACCACAUAUGAAUGCUUCGUAUAAAAAGGCUACAGAAUUAAAUUCUAGAUUCAGUGAUGAGACAGUAGAACUCCUUGUACUUAGCUCUGCUUUAGAACCUAAAGACAACUUUAAAUCAUUUAAAGUUGAUGCUAUUUACAAGCUUGCUGAGAAAUUUUAUCCUGAAGAUUUCAAUGAACAAGAGAUGUAUUAUUUGAGAUCUCAGCUAGAGCAUUAUCAGAUUGAUGUGAUUCAUCAUGAGAGCUUUCAGAAUAUGUCUACCAUUUCUGAAUUAUGUCGAGGAUUAGCUGAAACAAAUAAGUCGCAGCACUAUCAUUUGAUUGACAGGUUGAUUCGUCUUGUUUUGACUUUGCUUGUUUCCACUGCCACUACAGAGCGAGGAUUUUCAGCUAUGAAACAUGUUAAGACUAUGCUUCGCAAUAAAAUGGAAGAGGAGUUCUUAGCAGAUUCUAUGAUGAUUUACAUUGAACGAGAGCUUGUUGAAGAUAUUGAUUCGGAUUCGAUCAUAGAUGAAUUCUAUUCUACAAAACAUCGAAGGGUGCAACUUUGA